Molecule: messenger RNA, 3642 nt
Organism: Musca domestica (house fly)
Lineage: Eukaryota; Metazoa; Arthropoda; Insecta; Diptera; Muscidae
Gene: puc
Product: tyrosine-protein phosphatase vhp-1
Exons: 4
Coding region: 938-2137 (399 amino acids)
Biological process (GO): negative regulation of MAPK cascade; protein dephosphorylation
Cellular component (GO): cytosol; cytoplasm
Molecular function (GO): MAP kinase tyrosine/serine/threonine phosphatase activity; protein tyrosine/threonine phosphatase activity
Source: RefSeq, a predicted model, not a curated record
AUCACUCAUAAUCAUAUAAUCAUUGAGAGCGCAAAGAACAGAAUUCGCAAAUACGGAACGCGAUAAAAACAUUCACAAGUACACAAGUACGAACUGUUCAUAUAAACAGACAAAAAAUUGUUUAACUUUACACUAUUAAUAUAACGUUGAGUGAGAAAAAACCAUACAAUAAUAAUUAACAAAAUCAAUAAAGUGCCUUCUGUUAAAAAAUAAUAAUAUAAAUUUAAAAGAAAAGUGAAAAAUCAGCAACAGAAAGAGACAUUCAAUUAACAAAAACUUGAUCAAACAAAAAAUUAGCCACGCAUUUUAAACGGCCUUCUACACAUUGCAUGUAUAUUAGCCGCGCUUGUUUACAACAUUCAUUGACUUCAGGAAGUGUGUUUCGUAAAAAAAUAUUUUGUCCGCGUGUCCAACAAGUGUUGGAGUGUAUUUGUUGUUAUCAAAAAAAAAAAAAAGGAUUUCAAAUGAGAAUAUCUAUGAAUUAAACAAGAUCGUCGAGUUAAAAAAGAAGUAAGGUGAAAACUUCUUAACCCACUCUACCUCCCCCCACCACCCCCUUUGUGUGUGUCUAUUUGCAUUACUGGUGAUAAUCGAAAAGUUAAAAAAUAUUUCAUUUAAAUCGAGCUUGAUUGACUCAAGUGAUUUCUUUCGUCGUUGUGUCGUUUUUUUACUGAACUUACGUAGUCGUCGUGUUGUAUACCUACCUACCUACAUACAUACAUAGAUUAAAAUAAAAAAGAAAAAAAUAAAUACAAUAUACGUGAGAGUGUUUGUUUGUGUGUUUAUGUGUGAUUCAACAACGCAACGAAAAUAAAGCAGCAAACAGCAACAACCCAGAAAGAGACAAACGACCGAACCACAGAGCAAUUGAGCACAGUGUGAGAAAGCGAGAGGGUGCUAGCGUGAGUCAUAGCACACAAUAAUUUUUUGAAGUGAAAUGAAAAUGCGGAUGAAAAGAGAAUCACCGUGCCUACUUCUAAGAUUUAUGCCAAUCACCAAAGUCGAAUACGGUAAUAAGAGACCGAAAGAUAACCUGGAUACCCCUUGCAGUGAAGAAGAAACAAACUCCUCGUCCAGUCGGCCAUCGCUGACGAGGAGUUGUAGUAGUCCAGCAGUAUAUGAUAUCGAAACACAUCCCGCCUCACACGUUUUCCCACAUCUAUUGCUGGGCAAUGGCCGUGAUGCUGGCGAUCCCAGUAGUGUGGGAGCAAAUUGUGUUUUAAAUGUUACCUGCCAAGCACCGAGCACAAAUCCAAUGCCGGGCCUUAAAUAUAUGCAAAUACCUGCCAGUGAUACACCUCAUCAAAAUAUUAAACAAUAUUUUCAGGAAGCCUACGAUUUUAUUGAAGAUGCCCGUAAAACUGGCUCCAAAGUUUUACUACAUUGCCAUGCGGGAAUAUCUCGCAGUGCCACAAUUGCCAUUGCCUAUGUUAUGCGUUAUAAAUCCCUUUCACUGUUGGAGGCCUAUAAAUUGGUGAAAGGGGUCCGGCCUAUUAUAUCGCCCAAUUUAAAUUUCAUGGGACAAUUAUUGGAACUGGAGCAAAGUUUAAGGUUGAGUGGUGUAUUGGAACCCAUAUCGCCCGCACCCUUACCAGCCACACCAACAUCUAGUCAAAAUGGCGACGACAAACAACCAACAACUCCAACGACAAUUGUGACACCAACAAAAUGCGAUGAUGACAUUCAAACAAUGGAUUUGGAUGAGUGUGAUAGCGGUCAUAGCAGUGGUGGCAGCAGUAAUUGUUCAUCAAGGCUUACCUCACCGCCCAUAACACCCGAAGAUGAAACACUUGGCACCUCAACAUCAGCCGCUGCCUUGGCAACAGCAUCAUCUACAUUGACUUUGUCGUCGACAUCAACAUCGGCAUUAUCAUUAUGCACUUCCCCGCCAGCCGCAGUGUCUACAAAUCAUUUAAGCGCCACCCGCCCUUCACGUUUUAAACGCAACUCACCUGCAAAACUAAGGCUUAACUUACAGUCAACCUAUGCUCCCAUACCCAAGUCCUUAUCCUGCAUGACAAUACACAGUGCUGGAAUAAGCCCCAUAUGUAAAGAUGCACCAGCGACACCUUCAUGUGAAAUGACCAUGGGCUUUAGUAACAACAACAGUAAUAGUAGCAGCAGUCGCGCUGAUUGAAACUUCACUAAUGAAGCAGUUCCUGUUUUUAUUGAAAGUAAUUUGCACAAAAUAACUUUACAUUUGCUAAGUUCAAAGCAUGGGAUACAAUUUACAAAAAGAUAAACAUAGCCACAGAGACACCACCACACAACAUUGUUUGUGAUAAGCGAGGAAACAAAACCACACAGAUGUAUCAAAGCAGUAACCAUGCUAUGGGUAAAAGUUUUAUCAGCCUGAGUAUUUGAAAUAUGAGGAAAGUCUUUCAAAAAAACUACACGACAAGAGGCAGCAAUCUUUAGCUUUAUUCCCAGUUAUCCAAAAUAUGAGAAAACCGCCAGCAGUCCCUUUCAUCGAAAAGUAACAGCACUAUGGAGGGUUGUUGUUCCUUGGACGACGUCAAUAUGUAUCCAUUGUGUAUUGGAUUGAGUGCAAAGAGUCACUUUUAUGGAAAAAAAACUGUUUUAAGUUUUAAACAAAUUUUAGCUUACGUGUACAAAAACUUAUUUGAGAAAUUCAUUGAAACACAUCACCCGCAGCAAACAAAAUGGAAAAAAGAUAGCCAGCAACCUUUACACUCUAAAUUGGAAAAAUCCAAUUUUCUUUAUAUAGAAACUCGCUAGAUUUUAACCCUAAAUCUUUGACCAAGCAACUCUAAAACAAAUCGGAGGAUAUUGUUGUUUAUUUAUUUCUAGAACUUUUAGUUUAUAGUUACAUAACUAAUUUAUAUUAAAUAAAACAAGAAAAAUAUAUACUUAGAAAGCAACACCCCACAGAAAAACACCCAAAAAAUCCACCACAUACCUUCUUUGUUCAAAUGAUUUGUAUAAUUUUCCUUAUGCUACUUUAUAGAACGGGAGUAUAAACAAAUAGUAUUCCACAUUAGUUUUUCAAAUCAAUCUUCACAAUUUCAAAACCAAAUAAAACCCAACUUUAAAUACUUUAAUGUCUAUGAUUUGAAAUCCUAUUAACUUUGGUUCUUUGGGAAAUACAUUUGAUGUAUACAGAUACACCACCACUCAACUACGCAUUGUUAUUGAUGUAAAUAAAAAAUGUGAAAUACUUGUGCAUAUAUCGUUAUAUAUUUAUAUACUACCUGAAAACAAAUAACAAUAACAUACAUAUAUAUUUAUAUAUUCAUGAGCAGCGAUAUUUGUAAAACAAUUUACAUAUUAUAUACAUAACAAAUAUACAUACAUAUUUAUUAGCCAGUUAUCCUGUUUAAACUUAAAUGUUUAAAUUUCCGACUAAAUUUCCUGUGUAGCUAACAGAUUUUACGAAAAAAAAUUCAAAUCUUUUUUUAACUGUCGAUUGGCUCUAACCACCUGAAAUGGUGUUUAAAGUGUGGGGUUUAGAAUUUUUAAACAAAUUUGUAAAAAAAAACAAAAAACACACGUAGUCCUUAAGUCAUCAUUCUAUAUAAAUACACAAUAAGGCGUACAUAUUAUAUACAUGAAUAUACAAAAGAGAACCUAUGUUACAUAUGUAUGUAUUUUAAAACAAGAACUUGGAAAAGAAUCCGAAAA